This is a messenger RNA of Gryllus bimaculatus (two-spotted cricket), 738 nucleotides long. The record is from the annotation of a GenBank genome assembly. Lineage: Eukaryota; Metazoa; Arthropoda; Insecta; Orthoptera; Gryllidae.
AUGCAUGUAGAUAUUUCCAGUAACAUUCGACUAGUUCUGAAGAACCCGAGAUGUUUGCAACUCGCUCGAUUCCCUUUGUGGGCAGGCUGGCGGGCAGCCGGUGGACGGCCGGUGGACGGCCGGUGGACGGCGAGCGCUGGCGUGUGGCGGCGCCGUUGGCGUGCGACGCGCGGACGACAUCCAUUAUGUAAUCUGGCCGAGCCCCGGGGCUCGCCGGCGGCGGCGGCGGCGAGCCAGCGUCCCGGCGCCCGGCCGCGCGGCCAACAGCGCGCGCAGGCCGUCUCCGGGGCCCGCUUGCCUCCCGCCGCCCGCCCUCCGCCCUCCGCGUGCUCGCACUCCGGGCGAUGCGAUGGCGCCCGGCCGGCCCCGAAGUGGCGGCGCAGCGGAGGCCCCACUCAACUUUGGCGCUGCAGAGACGCGCUGGACCGACACUUUGCGAGUAGUAAAAAAAUUAAAAAAAUACGUAGCAAUGUGAAGUAUGUAAGCAAUCUUUUUCAAGAACUACAUAUUAUAAUUAAACAUACUUUAUUUACAGUCCUCUAUGCUCUCCUUGGAGACAAUCUUGAAACCAUCAUUCAAAUCAUUUUAAAGUUUCUCGAAAAGUAUGUUUUCAAAUUAUGUAAAGUGAACAAAAAUGAAGAUACAAAUUUAUCUAUAAUAUUGAAGCAGAGCAUGCUAAAACUUCAUGUACAUAUUAAAUCUGCAAAUUAUAAUUUUAGCUUGAAAAAUCAUAAAUGA